ACACUCCCAAGAACAACAGCCGUACACUUAUCCAGGACUGGACAACAUCGUCAAUUGACUCAAAGCAUAUCUUGACCGUUCAGAACAUCAUAUAUAUCUGCCCAGCAUGUCGAUCAUGGACUACAACGGCGGCUCUUGCGUCGCAAUGACCGGAAAGGACUGCAUUGCAAUUGCAUGCGAUCUCCGUCUCGGUAGCAACCAGGCACUGACAGUUGCCAACAACUUCGAGAAGGUGUUCCCAAUGGGAGAGAAGACCUUCGUAGGUCUGACAGGAUUGGCCACGGAUGUCCUGACACUACACGAAACCCUACGCUUCAAGACAAACAUGUACCGCCUCCGCGAAGAACGCGCAAUCGAACCCCCAAUCCUCGCAAACCUCAUCUCCUCAACCCUCUACGAAAAGCGUUUCGGCCCGUACUUCACCAACCCCGUCGUCGCCGGCCUCGACUCGAAAACCAACAAACCCUUCAUCUGCGGUUUCGACUCAAUCGGGUGUAUCGAUUUCGCCAAAGAUUUCAUCGUGUCGGGAACGGCUAGUGAUCAGCUUUUUGGAAUGUGUGAGAGCUUGUGGGAAGAGGGGUUGGAGGCGGAGGAUUUGUUUGAGACGAUCAGUCAGGCGUUUUUGAAUGCGGUUGAUAGGGAUGCUAUGUCUGGGUGGGGUGUAGUUGUGUGGGUUUUGACCAAGGAAGGGGUUGUGAAGAGGUUGUUGAAGGGAAGGCAGGAUUAG
Saitoella complicata NRRL Y-17804 is the source of this 727-nucleotide messenger RNA. Its product is annotated as N-terminal nucleophile aminohydrolase. NCBI's taxonomy places the organism in Eukaryota, Fungi, Ascomycota, Saitoellomycetes, Saitoellales, Saitoellaceae. Gene Ontology annotation, cellular component: proteasome core complex, beta-subunit complex; proteasome core complex. Gene Ontology annotation, biological process: proteasome-mediated ubiquitin-dependent protein catabolic process. The transcript is spliced from 3 exons. Bases 107 to 727 code for a protein of 206 amino acids. The record is from RefSeq and is a predicted model, not a curated record.